This is a messenger RNA of Pundamilia nyererei, 1256 nucleotides long. It is a transcript of the gene yipf3, whose product is annotated as Yip1 domain family, member 3. NCBI's taxonomy places the organism in Eukaryota, Metazoa, Chordata, Actinopteri, Cichliformes, Cichlidae. The coding region runs from base 169 to 1182 and encodes 337 amino acids. The record is from RefSeq and is a predicted model, not a curated record. Gene Ontology annotation, cellular component: Golgi apparatus. The transcript is spliced from 9 exons.
ACCUCCACGUCGACUGGGGAUGUGGCGUCAGCCGGUGGGCGGGGCGUUCUACGGACCAAAACAUCAGAUUUUAGAAGCAGGAAAAGAAAAAGAUCCAUCCGCGGAUCCACCGACCGAACCACGGACACAGACUCCACCCCACGGAGAGCUGCUGCUGUUGUGGGGAAAAUGUCUUCGGGCUCCGGGAGCAGGAACACGGAACCAUGGGGAAGCUUCGACGAUAAUCUCAUCCAGGGCGGCGGCUCAGCGGUCAUCGACAUGGAGAACAUGGACGACACGUCGGGCUCGAGCUUUGAGGACAUGGGCGAGAUGCACCAGAGGAUGAAGGAGGAGGAGGAGGUCGCGGCAGAGGCUGCCGCCACCGAGGACGACGUGGCCGACGACGGAGAGUUCCUGGGCAUGAAGGGGUUAAAGGGUCAGCUGGGCCGGCAGGUGGCCGACGAGGUGUGGCAGGCGGGCAAGCGUCAGGCCUCCAAAGCCUUCAACCUGUACGCUAACAUCGACAUCCUGCGGCCAUACUUUGACGUAGAGCCGGUACAGGUGCGCAACAGGUUGAUCGAGUCGCUGAUACCUGUCCGCAUGAUCAACUUCCCCCAGAAGAUCGCAGGCGAGCUGUACGGGCCGUUGAUGCUGGUGUUCACUCUGGUGGCGAUCCUGCUGCACGGCAUGAAGACCUCAGGAACUGUCAUCAGAGAGGGCACACUGAUGGGCACUGCUAUCGGGACGUGUUUCGGUUACUGGCUCGGCGUCUCUGCCUUUAUCUACUUCCUGGCAUACCUGGUCAACGCUCAGAUCACCAUGCUGCAGAUGCUGUCCCUGCUGGGUUACGGCCUGUUUGGUCCCUGCAUCGUCCUCCUCGUCACCUACAACAUCCACUUCCACUUCCUGUUCUACGGGCUGUGGCUGCUGCUCGGCGGCCUGUCCACACUGCGCAUGGUGGCGGCGCUGCUCUCUCGGACUGUGGGUCAGACGCCGCGGCUCCUCCUCUGUGGGACGCUGGGGCUGCUGCACAUGCUCUUUUUGCUCUACCUGCACUUCAACUACCACACCAUCGUAGAAGGGCUGCUCGACUCCCUGGAAGGACACAACAUGGCGCCCAUGCAGCGGGUGGCCAGAGACGUGCCCGAGGUGAUGCUCAACGCCACGGCGAGGAACCCGGGGAUGCUGCUGAGCGCCUACUGAGGGGAGGGGGUUUCUGUUAUGUCUGUGAAACUUAAACGCUUCAAUUUAAAGAUCUGCGCGCGUGUGUGUGUGUG